AUGAUGGCCAGUGGAGGCAGGCGUUUGAGAGCAGUGUUCGGUAUAUUGUCAGUCCUUGGGGCCUUAGCUGAUCGUAGGUGCUUAACAGUUUCCCAGAUUUCCUUAGGUGCAGUGAAUUGGUUCGGGCGGGUUUUUAUUGGUUCGAGUUGUUUUAAUGGUUCUGUAAUCUCUUGUAAUUCUACACCUCGGUUUUCGAUGAAUUGAUCUUCCGUUGUGUUUGCAAAGAGUUCAAUUUUAGGGCUAAGGUAAUAGAUUUUUUUUUUCGGAUGGAUUCUUGAGCGGUUGGUUUGCCGGGGCUUUUCGGAGUAGUCUCAUCGAUUUAGUAUGUAAAGCGAACGAUUGUUGAAAUUGAGAAUACUACUUUUGAAAGCCGUUUUAAAUCCCGUUCGGAUUUACGGUGAAGUACAAAAGUACAGGUAUUGUCAAACAAAGAGUAUAACGCGUACACAUGUUAACUAUUUAACCGUAAUAUGACAAAGCUACACUAUCGACCGAACUCUGCUCAGUGCCGUCUUUUCGCUAGCGGCGUUUGACCGUUUGCGUACGCGCAUACAUGCGCGCAUCGGAUUUUCCCGGCCUUAUUAUUAUAAUUGUUAUGACGCGAGUUGUGCACGAGAACGAUAGAUUCGCUAUUCGGCCGCGUUCGGGUGUGAGAUGCGUACCGUCUCGGACGGCGAAUCCGCGGAAAAUUGCGGGAGACGACCACUAUGCCGCGUAUGUGCGCGUAUAGUGUGCGGUACGGAAUAUGCAUACACAUGUGUAAUCGACGUUGUCCCGGAGACGCGGGUGUCGCGACGGCGCGCGAUCGGGAAUCGGAUGCGACGGAUUUCGCCGCGGCAUUACGCUCGGGCUCCGCCGUCGCAUUAUCAUCGACGUUAUUAUCAUUAUUUUUGUGAUUGGCGCGCAUUAUCGCGGACGCGCGCCCGCGAAAACCUCUCGCGCGCUUAAUUGGAUCCGCGGCGCGCGCGACGAGCGAGGAGCGAAGAGGAGAAAAAAGCGCGCGACGGCGGCCGCGGCGGCCGGUCCUCCUGGGAAAUAUUCCGAGCGAUGCCGCGGUCUCGGGUUGCGCGUGUACGGCGGCGCGUGCGCGGACGGGAUGAAAAAUAAAUGAACAAGAGACGUAUAUACAUACAGACGCGAAAUAAUCAACCUUCCUCCCGUCGUCGUAAAAAGCUCUAUCAAAAAAAAAAAAAAAAAAAAACCGAAAAAAUUUCCCGACCGACUAAUUUCUUCCCGGCGUGCGCUGCGAGUUUAUAUGCAUAUAUAUGUAUACACGGUGUUCACCUCUGCCCAACACCACUUCACCCGCAUCAAACCGUUUCUUUUUUUUUUUUUUUAAUUUUAUAUACGUAUACGCAGCGCGCGCAUAUAGGUAUAUAGAGACACCGAUCUCGUCAAACAUCUUGCGUCGGAUAAGGGGAGGGGAACGGUUUUUUUUUUUUUUUAUUUUACAUUAUCCCGUCCUCGGAAUUAAACGAAAUUUGAUCAUUGGAUUCUUUUUCCCUGCGUUUUUUUCGCUCCGACCCCCGGGAAAGGUUAGCCGAUUUCCCGUAAUUUCCAACGCCCGUCGGGCGGCGGUUUUCGGGCUCUACAAAAACGGAACAAUUUUACGUCUCUUUGAUGUGCGUAUGGACACAUUUUCUGAAAGUAAAUCUGACUGGGACGGUACCUUAUGCGGGUCAUUUUACGAUUUCCCCAGCAGUUUUCUAAAUAAUUAGAAAAAAAAAACAGGAAAUUAUGUUUUCGGUUAUUUAUCCUUGUUAUUAUAAAAAUACAAAAUAACAUUUUUCGUAUUAUUCGAUUGAUAAUUUAAAUACUUCAAUAAUUAAUUAUGCAAACUAAUAAUACAAUUCGACUGGCAACAUUCGAACAAGGUAGGGAAAAAAUCGCCUAUAAAUGUGAAUGGAAACGACCAAUAGAACAAACGACAAAGGUAAGUGAUCAGUUGUGUUCAUUUAUUACGAUCGAUAUUUUAAUUUUAUAUACAUACUGAAGUAUCUAAUUGUUUAAAUUUUAGAUAUUUAACUACUGGAUUUCACAUUCGUCUUCAAUGCGAAUACAACAAUACAAAUCAACGUCAGUACCAAUGUAAAACCUUAACAAGGCAAGAGGUAAGACGAGCUCAUCAAAUGUUCUAUGGAGUACCGGAUAAAAUCAAGCAAGACGAAAUAAUUUUGAGGUUCGUUAUUGUAAGUUCUGUACACAGAAAAUUUUCACGUAAGGACUUGUUUAAAAAUCAGGUAGCUAUAAAAUAUGUUAUGCCUAAACUUAAUGGAGAUUAUAGUCGUGCAAAUGUGUUAGUCUGCAAAAAAGCAUUCACAGAUAUUUUUGUUAUUUCUAAAAAAAAGAGUAAAUCCCAUAUGUAAAAAAUAUUUUAUAUCUGGUCAAUCUCCGAAAGAAAACCGAGGUGAAAAUACAGUGGCACUGAAAUAUGAAACUCAAAGAAAAAUGGUGAAGAUAUUUAUAUUAAAACUGAAACCUAUAGUCCCAUUACUGUUAUGAAAAAAAUAUCACUCGGUAGCAUUUGCCCAGUGAAAUGUCAAUUUAUUCUUUGUUUAAAGUAUUUAAUGAUUCUACACCGGAACAAGACGUGAAGUAUGAAUUUUUUGUAAGGAUUUCAACAUAGGAUUCGGGUCUUCGCUUGUCAUCAUCUCCGAAAAAGUUGGUACAGUUAUCCGUGUUCCUUCUCUAGAUAACUUUAAAGACGUACAUGAUUGGAAGUCAUCGUAUCAAAAACACUCUAAAUUGACAUUUUAAACUCGCACUUGUUAAACGAAUAAUAUUGUCAAAAUUCAAAUAAAAUAAUAUUUUAAUAAGUGGAGAGCCAAAUCAUUCUUUAAAUAUUGUUCAGGAAAAAAGCUUAUUGAAACGUGGAAAAUCUAUAAACUCAAUGAAGCCUAAAUUUAAGUGUUCAAGUAAAUAUAGCAAAAUAGACUGACGUAGAUAAUUUACUUAAGAAACAUUUUGACAAUGAUUAAAUAAAUGUACUAUAAGACUGUUAUUAAAGAUGACGAACAAAAUAAUGAGCAAGAAAAUUAAUCAGAUUUCGUAGAUAUAAAUGAAGAGGGAGCAAAAUUUUCUUAAAAAAAAAUUGUUAUUUUGGUUGUCAAAUUAUCUUGUAAUUAUGUUUUUAAGAUAAAAAAAAGUUUAAAAGUUUAAUUUUAUAUUGUUAGUUUUUUAAUUUCAAAAAGUUUAUGUUGUUGUGAAUUAUUAUUUUUCCAAGUUAUAAAAAGUUAAAAAGUUAUUUUAGUUACAUAAGACAACUUUUAAAAGUUGAUAAUAAAGUUCAGAAGUUAUUUUAUAUUAGAUUUUUUAAUUUCUAAAGAGCUUAUGUUAUUUUUCCAAGUUGUUUAAGUUUGAACUUACAAUAGUUAAAAAUUAUCAAGUUCAAAAUUACGUUUAUUUAUUUUAAAAGUGAGUAAGUAAAUCUAUAUUUUAGUUGCAAAAAGGAGUAUGUACAAAUUUAAAAUUUUCUUUUAUUUGAAACCAUUUAUCUACGAUUUCUAUAGUCCACAGAAAAUUAAAAUUCAUUAUAUGUAUGUAUUUGUUGAAAACAAAUCGGUGAGUUUUUUGAAUCAUUAAAAAAAUAACAGUUUUUUGCUUGUACCGAAAAAUUUCUUUGUUUGUACGUAAGACCUUUUGCAAUUGGGUGACUCAAUUGUCCUUAGAGUUUUCAAACAACUCCGCCCUAUCCCUUAUGCAUUAUGACUACAUCGUAGUGAUAUAAUAGAUUAAUGAUUGAUAAAAAUUAUAUUGAUAAAACGGAAGUUGAAAAAAUUAAAUACCUAUGCUAAUAUAAAAAAUAAUUCACUAUCUUUAGGUACUAACCAAAUGUGUUUUUAGAACUGUCCAUUUCAAUUUAGUAUUACCCAUAUUGUUUAGAAUUACCCUUUAGCGAAAGCUGUGCAAUGGAGAAGACAUUUAUGUAGAGAAAAAUUAAAUUUUUAUCUGUACUAGAAAAAAAUUAAUCAAUUUGAUCACUUUUCGAAAUUUUCAAGUAGCCGAUUUUCAAACGAUAUUCAGGUAAUAAAAAUUGCAACGCACCAUACAUACAUAAUAGAUGGAUAGUUUCUUAGCUGUUUUAAUUUCCAGAAAACUUCAAGAGGUAAUUUCAAAAGUUAACUCCCAAACCCCCCCCCCCCCAAAAAAAAAGGGUAUCUAAAAAUUUCAAACCCACAUAUAAAUUUAUAUUACACUAUUUAAUGAAAAUUUUUCAUCAUACAAUAUUCCCUAUUUUAUAUAUUUAUUGGAGAAAGUCGCUGUAACAUAAAAUUCUGUACACACUUUAUAUACUUCUUAUAUAUAUAUAUAAGAAUAAUAUUUUUGUUUUGACAAAAAUAAUUUUCGUGACAAUUCGGACAAGCAGGUGCCCCCAUUGAGAAACAAUAACACACGCGACUGUACGGCAUGUGCAGCUGACUGUUUUUAUGGUCGUCGAAAGACAGGAGGAGAAAAAUAACCAUUACACGUGAUUUUUUGACAGUCUUUUGUUAAGGUCCGCAUACACUCGUCUUGAACAACACGACUGCUGGCAGUUUCCCGUGUGCUGUCGUGUAUCCACUUUUGUUUCUGUCAUUAUUUUGACGACGAUAAAAUUAUAUAGUAUUCACACCAGUCGUGGCACGGUUGAAUUCGAAAAUUCGAGGUUUUUAAUAAGAAUGCCUGUUUUUUUUUUCUUCUUUACUUACUCCAGCUGUGCUCCGUACGAACAUACGUAAUGGAUACAACUGAAUACAACACAGUAAAAUGAAUACUAUAUGCAUUGUCUACGCAAUUUUUUAUCAACAUCUUAUUAUCAUUAUAUUAUAACUAUAGCUGAGAUAUAAAUGUAAAUACAUAUUUUUAAUAUAACUCGAUAACUUAAUUUAGGCAAGAGCUAAGUUCGUUUCAAAUUAUUUCAGUUGCGUAUUUGAGGGGGGGAGGCUUUAGGGGUGAUCGCCCUCUCAAUUAAUUCGUGUAGAUAUUUGCUAUAUAAAUAUAUAAAAAAAUGUAAUAUUGCUAGAAAAGUGUCUUCAGACACAAAAAUAAAACACUUCAUGGUCAAAUAAAUAGAUUAGAAUAGGUAUAAGCAUGUGUGUAAUAAUUUUAGUGUUGACUCCCCCAUCCCCCCUAUAAUACUAAGUCAAAUACGCCAUUGAAUUAUUUCUAAUAAACUAAAUCAUAAUAUUGAUAUUAUAUAUUUAUACAUAUUUCGCCGUAAGAAAAAUGUUUUUUAAUAGUUCUAGUCUAUGAUUCAUACUUAGACAAGUUUGUUAACUAAGACAAACUUAUCGUAAUUUCGUGUUUCCACAAAGUGCGCGUGCAUAAUAAUAGCGUUCACUAAAUCUAAUCGAAUACGUGUCGAUACGGGUAAGGUGAUAGAGUUUUAUGACCCACACAAUCUCAAUGAAAUUAUCCGCGAUAAUGAUAUGUUCAAACCGCAUUCGGUGUACUGACAGCGAGUCUGAGAGCUAACGAGCGUGUUGUUUUGUUUAGCGCAGUAUUCGCAGCAAGUAUCGUGUGCAGACAUGCAGUUUUAAAUCACGCCGAAAGUACGAGUAUCUAAUAGUAGUAGAAAAACUAACGAGUAUUUAUACGAAUUUCCGGACGAAAAUUUUUAAAACGAUGCUGAUGUUAUUGUAUUACGCGUAAAUCCGUUAAAAUUGAACAACAUUUUUUAGUAUUACGAGUAUAACAUAUUAUGUAUAGGGACCAGCAAAGACGAAGAGAAUAGAAUAAGAAAGCAAAAAUUCAAACGGCAGUGUUUGACUCCGGUCACUUCUUUGGGUUCUACAAAAUCGUCAUUUCAUUUCGAUCUUUACCAUGCGGAUUCACUUUUAAUCAUGACGAUCAUUGGCGUGUUUACGCGUGUGGUAAGUAAAAAAGUUGUUAAGUUAAAAAGUUAAAAAGUUGUACCUAUUAAAUUUAUUGAAGUCGAGUGUUCAUUUUCGGUACAAAUCUUUAUUACGGUCAAAUCGUAAAGCAUUUAAUUACGAACAUUUGAGUAUGCUCAAUAUAUUUGGUAUCUCGUUUCAAUCAAAGUCUAUAAUAAAUGUUAGAUCAUUAAAUAAUGUAUUUGUUUUGUAUAAACUUUCACAUUUUCGUUUUUUUUUUUUUUUUUAAACAGGUACAUAUACAUAUUUUGGUUAUUUUAAGUAACUAUACAUAUAUUUCUGAGCCCUAAUUAUAAUACACUUAUUGGCCCUAAUGUCGGUACAUAAUUGAGUUUCACCGCGGGUAGGCUACUGUAAUAGUCGGAGAGAACCCAAAUUUUCUUAUUAAUGACGGUGCAAAGACUUGAGGGUGAGGCCCGAACCGUUGUACGUCUUAUUGCAAGCUUUGCUAUAGAGAACAAUGCAAAAUUAGAUUUCCCUGUCACCCUAUUCAGUCGGAGGUAUUCCAGCGGGGGUUCGGAAAAAGAAGCAAGUGCAAAAAUAUCAACGGAAAAAAGCAGAAAGUGGUAA
Molecule: messenger RNA, 6443 nt
Organism: Cinara cedri
Lineage: Eukaryota; Metazoa; Arthropoda; Insecta; Hemiptera; Aphididae
Source: the annotation of a GenBank genome assembly